Molecule: messenger RNA, 956 nt
Organism: Contarinia nasturtii (swede midge)
Lineage: Eukaryota; Metazoa; Arthropoda; Insecta; Diptera; Cecidomyiidae
Product: 30S ribosomal protein S3-like
Exons: 4
Coding region: 63-773 (236 amino acids)
Source: RefSeq, a predicted model, not a curated record
UGUACAGAUUCUUAUCAUUCAAAAUCUAGCUGAAUCAUGAAGUCUUUGUAUCGGAGUGAACAAUGUAUUUUAGGAUUCUAUUUUUAAUUUUCGUGAUUUUAUUUGUCGACCUUUUCGAAAAAUCAAAAGUAAACGCAAAUGCUGUUGCGAAAAGUGAAGCAAAGAGCUUAGCAGGAGCAGAUCCCGAUGCUCUUGCUGCGCCAAGUGCAUUAGCGUUUUUUAAGCAACGAAUAGCGCAAAGGAGCAAACCAACACAGAAGAAAAAACGAAUCAAAAUUUCUGUGUAUCCAUCGAGUUCACAGAAGAAAACGAAGAAGAAAAAGUGUAGGAAAUGUUAUCGAAAGAAGAAAAGCCGUAAGAAAAGCCGUAAGAAAAGUAAAAAACGGCAGUGCAGACAGAGGUGCAAACAAAGAAGAAAAAGAAGAAGAAGAAGAAGAAGAAGAACGACGGCUUCUACAACAGCGUCUACUGCAAGCACAUCAUCUACAGCGUCAACCACUGUGACGACGGCGGCCACAACCGCGGCAACAACUGCAGCAACGACGGCGGCAACAACCGCUGCCACAACAGCGGCAACUGCUGCCACAACGGCGGCAACAACCGCUGCCACAACAGCGGCAACAACUGCUGUCACAACGGCGGCAACAACCGCUACCACAACGGCGGCAACAACCGCUGCCACAACAGCGGCAUCAACUGCUUCCACAGCGGCUACUCCAGCUACAGCGGCUUCUCCAGCUACAGCGGCUACUCCAGCUACAGCAGCAGCUUGAAUUUUUCUUCACCUGCGAUGGAUUAAGAACUUUUUCUCAAAUAGAAUUUAACGGAGCGGUUAUAAUAUUACAACGUUCAUUCUUUCAGAUGUUUUUCUAUUUUCUUUUGAAAAUAAAGAAUAUUCUUUUCUUAUUAUUAAAAUCGAAUAUCUAUCUUCAACAACUUGUAUCCACUGGAUAGUA